UCCCCCUGCAGGAGAUUUCACCUGGAGGGCAGAUACCUCUGACUCCGCACAGAGAGGAGAGAAACAAGCAGACAGUGAGGAGUCUCUCUGCAGGAGGAUUUACGAUCAUAUCUCUGGGCGUGAGGACAUUUUAAGGACAUUUUAAAGGAACUUUAUGACUUGCAGAGACAGAAAAAUCAACGCUUUCUUUUUAAUUUUCUUUUUAAAUACAUUCUCCUGACUCUGCUCGGGGCGAUUGUUUGAGUGCAAGCUUUCUGAAGUUUCUCUCAAGUGUUCUGGAUUAUUUGAAACAUCUUUCCGGUAGAAUGAGGUGGACUAAGCUGCUCAGGAUGGUUCUGUGCGCAGUGAUGUGUCUACACUGCUGUGUGCCUGAUGUGUCUGCUGCUGCUCCUCCUGCUGCUGCUGCUACAGACUGUGAAGGAGACGAGUGCAACAAAACCCAGGCCUCCUCCUCCUCCUCCUCUUUAUCCCUGUCUUCCUCUUCCUCUCCUUCCUCCUCUGUGGUGGUGAAGUCCCAGCAGCCCUCGCAGGACUUCCUGGCUCAGUUUGCCCAGGUGAACUCUCAAAACAGCGGGGACCGUAAACACCGGGACGCCAGCGCUGUGCUGCCCUUCAUCGGCCUCACAGGAAGCUCUGAGCAGAGUCGCAGCUGCUGUAAGAACGGAGGAACCUGCAUCCUCGGAAGCUUCUGUGCCUGUCCUCCGUUCUUCACUGGACGGAGCUGCGAGUACGACCAACGCAUCAGGAGCUGUAAUCAGAUCCCUCACGGCGAGUGGGUUCAGAAAGGAUGCUCGUACUGUCGCUGUGGGUACGGGGUCCUGCACUGCUUCCCUCACGUCUUCCAUAAAGACUGUGAUGACUCGGAGGAGGUGCGUUGGUAUCGCUCGUCUGCCACCAGGACGCUUCAAUCCGUCUCCGUCUCCUAUCUGACGCUGCUUCUUCCUCUUCUCUUCCUCCUCUGAUGUUUUUUAUGGACUCCAUGUUGGACACAAACACUGAGCAUUUUCAAAGCUGCUUCUUUAAGAUUCAAGAUUGUUUAAAAAUCCAGUCGUAGCGUUUUCAGUUUUUAAAGAUAUUUAUUUAAUUCAGUCAACACGCUGCAGAACGUGAGGAGUUAAACGAAGAUCCAAAAACCUGGAGCAGAAGUUCAAGAGUACUCUGUCAGGAUUUUAAAGGACUAAAGGUUGCAUGGACUUGAACUGCUUGACCAACAUCUACAAGAAAUCAGCCCCUUAAAUGAGUUUUUUACUGCUGCAUUCAACAAACCAUGAAGAAAAGGGAGACAAAAGAUGUGAUUCAUCCACUUUCACCCUUACACUGAAAAUACAGAUGUCGCUGUUCUUGACGCGUGUAUAUAUCUGUUCCAACCUUUUGCGAGGUAUAAUGUGAAUGCAAAUUGAAUGUGUACCAAGUCAGACUUGUUUAACAGGAUCAGCUUAGCUUCCAUCACUUGAAAUGAAAUGCUCGGAGAAGCUGUAAAAGCAGCGAGCAUCAGCUGCAUGAAGACACUGCAGCCAUUUCUUUGUACGGUUGCAGGACAUGACGGAGCGAUGCACAAAAACUCACAUGCAUGAAACCAUUGUUUGAGGUGGAGGUGUUUCGGUACAUGAAGUUUGAAUCAGGUUGAGGUUAUCACACAUUUUUCUUCACAAAGGAAGAUUAAGUUGGCCAUGAAUUUCAAAUAUCUGCAGGUUUUACUUGUGCAGCUUCUCUUGUUUCAUGUAAGUCUUUAAAGAGGAAGUGCGUAGCUUCAAAAUGUAUACCUGAGUGAUUAAACAUUUUAGUCCAGUAUUAUUAUUAUGAAAAGAAGAGACCCACAUUUCAUGUCGGUCUGCAGAUGAAGGACUCAGAUUGAAGCUCUCGUGUGUCUCAGCUCCCGUCUUAUCCUUCCAGUGGAAGGUCGUGUGUGUGUGUCUGUGAUCAUGAACACGUUUGAUGUGAAGGAAAGUGUACAUAAGAGUUCUAUGAAAGUAUGUUUUUCUUGUUCUUGAAGUGAUUUUUUUUGUGGAUGAAGAUGCAGUGUCUUGUGUCUUUUGUCUCUUUGCACAAACUGUGAGCUGUCGUGACUUUUUGUUCUUUCAAUACAAACGUGAAGUGAAAUCAUGAAAUCA
Messenger RNA from Notolabrus celidotus (New Zealand spotty), 2111 nucleotides. RefSeq names its product teratocarcinoma-derived growth factor 1 (gene tdgf1). The record is from RefSeq and is a predicted model, not a curated record. The coding region runs from base 306 to 962 and encodes 218 amino acids. The transcript is spliced from 6 exons. Lineage: Eukaryota; Metazoa; Chordata; Actinopteri; Labriformes; Labridae.